CCACCUUACAGCUCUACUAAGAACAAAGAGAACAGCAAAAAUGGCUCCCCUUUCAUGCAUCAUUGUUCUUUUUGCUCUUUCUCUUCUGACACCCUGUUUUGUUUCCUCCUCCGCAGUGAGAGACCCUGAGUUAGUAGUACAAGAAGUACAAAGAAGCAUCAAUGCCUCUAGAAGAAACUUGGGUUAUUUAUCAUGCGGAACAGGGAACCCUAUUGACGAUUGCUGGCGUUGUGAAUCCAACUGGGAGAACAACCGGCAAAGACUAGCUGAUUGUGCAAUUGGGUUUGGCAAGGACGCAAUAGGAGGAAAAAAUGGUCGAAUCUAUGUGGUCACCGACUCCGGCGACGACGAUGCCGUGAACCCUAGGCCAGGAACCCUAAGGUACGCAGCCAUACAAGACGAGCCAUUGUGGAUCAUUUUCAAGAGGGACAUGGUGAUCACCCUAAAAGAAGAGCUUUUGGUGAAUUCCUUCAAGACAAUUGAUGGAAGGGGUGCUAGUGUUCACAUUGCUAAUGGGGGAUGCAUUACUAUACACUAUGUUAGUAACAUUAUUAUCCAUGGUAUUCACAUUCAUGAUUGCAAGCCCACGGGGAACACCAACAUUAGAGACUCUCCACAUCACUCUGGGUUUUGGACUCAAUCGGACGGUGAUGGUGUGUCCAUCUUUAAUUCGAAGCAUAUUUGGGUUGAUCAUUGCUCUUUGUCUAAUUGUCGUGAUGGUCUCAUUGAUGCCAUUCAUGGAUCCACGGCCAUCACCAUCUCCAACAAUUACAUGACCCAUCAUGACAAGGUUAUGCUUUUGGGACACAGUGAUUCGUACACCCAAGACAAGGACAUGCAGGUCACUAUAGCAUUCAAUCAUUUUGGUGAAGGCCUUGUCCAAAGAAUGCCAAGGUGUAGACACGGGUAUUUCCAUGUGGUGAACAACGACUACACCCACUGGGAAAUGUAUGCAAUUGGUGGGAGUGCAAAUCCUACCAUCAACAGCCAAGGGAACAGGUUCCUUGCCCCAAACAUCAGGUUCAGCAAAGAGGUAACCAAGCAUGAGGAUGCUCCACAGAGUGAGUGGAUGGGGUGGAAUUGGAGGUCAGAGGGUGACAUGUUCUUGAAUGGAGCAUACUUCAGGCAAUCUGGUGCUGGUGCCUCUUCCAGCUAUGCUAGGGCUUCAAGUCUCAGUGCAAGACCUUCUUCUCUUGUUGGCUCCAUGACCACCACUGCUGGUGCACUUACCUGUAGAAAGGGCAACCGUUGCUGAUGAUUGAUGAAUUAAUGAUGAUCACUUUAAUUAUUAUUAGCUAAGAAAUGAAAUAUAUAUACAGCUGCAGGGUUGCAAAAAGAAAAAUUAAUAUGUAUGAUUUAUAUGAAUUAAUUCACCUUAUGCUUAAUUUGCUUCCCUUGCAGUAAACUAUAUAUAAUACAUCCUCUGCCUUUUGCUCUUCAAAAGAUUGUUUUUCAUAUAAUAUGACAUAAUUGACAGAUAACAUUACUUUUUAAGUAUGUGAUCAGUCAGACUAGGUUUUUCAAGUUCAUGUAUUUGAAAAAACAUAUAUUGAAAAAAGUCAAGCUCUUAAUGAGAUUUUGAUA
Messenger RNA from Glycine soja, 1584 nucleotides. Its product is annotated as pectate lyase-like. Bases 41 to 1255 code for a protein of 404 amino acids. Gene Ontology annotation, molecular function: pectate lyase activity. The transcript is spliced from 3 exons. NCBI's taxonomy places the organism in Eukaryota, Viridiplantae, Streptophyta, Magnoliopsida, Fabales, Fabaceae. The record is from RefSeq and is a predicted model, not a curated record.